Microthlaspi erraticum is the source of this 300-nucleotide messenger RNA. NCBI's taxonomy places the organism in Eukaryota, Viridiplantae, Streptophyta, Magnoliopsida, Brassicales, Brassicaceae. The record is from the annotation of a GenBank genome assembly.
AUGGGAGCGUCUAUAGUCUCUUCCAUCAUUCUCAUUCUUUUUGUAAUAACAUUUUCACAUUUUGCUGAUGCCGCCCAUAUAGAACACCGCAAACUAAGUCGAGCAAAAGAGACAAUAACAAUGAGGAGGAACUUGGAAGGCAAUGGGGGUUCCAACAUUAAAGUCUCACGGAGCACGUCACGGCACAGUGGACAGAAAAUCACUGAGAAGCAGCCGUCCAAAACACUCCCUGAUCACGCAAGCCACCAAGAGAUACCUACAAAGUAUGUCAUUUGUAGAAGUGUAAAUACAACGUGUUAA